GGAGUGCGUCCAAUCAGCAUCCCUUCUGCACGACCUGUUCCCGUUCCUCCCGCCCUGCCGGCCUCGCGGGCGCUCAGCUUCUUUGUGACUGGUGCUCGCAGAGGUCACUCAGCGCGCGGUGUGGGAUCGGCGGGCGGGGCUGGCUCAGGUGCCCAGGCACGGGACGGACGCGGUGGGCGAGGGGGCGGUCGCGUCGCGACGUCGGCGGCGUGAGGCUUCGCGCGUGAGCGGCGCGGGCGCCGGGCCUGGCUGCCAAGCUCCGGUGGCGGGCGCGCAGGUCGUUGACGCGGGCCCGGGCGGGGGCGCGUCCGUCGCUGAGCGCGGCGUCGAGGUUCUCGGACGAUGGAGGACCCGCAGCCGCUGCCACAGCCGGAGCUGCCGCUGUGUGACAGCCUCAUCAUCUGGCUGCAGACAUUCAAGAUUGCCUCACCCUGUCAAGAUGUCAAACAGCUGACUAAUGGAGUGGCCAUGGCACAAGUUCUUCAUCAAAUUGAUGUAGCCUGGUUCAAUGAAACUUGGUUAAGCCGAAUUAAAGAUGAUGUUGGAGACAACUGGAGAAUAAAGGCUAGUAACUUAAAGAAGGUCCUCCAUGGAAUUACAAGUUAUUAUCAUGAGUUUUUGGGGCAGCAGAUUUCUGAAGAACUUAUCCCUGAUUUAAACCAAAUAACUGAAUGUUCAAACCCCGUGGAGCUUGGAAGGUUGCUUCAGCUUAUCCUAGGCUGUGCAGUCAACUGUGAAAGGAAGCAAGAGCAUAUUAAAACUAUAAUGACCCUGGAAGAAUCUGUUCAGCAUGUGGUUAUGACUGCAAUUCAGGAGUUGAUGAGUAAAGAAAUAGUGAGCUCCCCUGCAAGUGACACAGUUGGAGAAUUAGAGCAGCAGCUUAAAAGGGCUUUAGAAGAGCUUCAGGAAGCCAUAGCAGAAAAGGAAGAGCUGAAGCAGAGGUGCCAGGAACUGGACAUGCAGGUGACUGCACUUCAGGAUGAGAAGAAUUCACUGGUUUCUGAGAAUGAGAUGAUGAAUGAAAAGCUUGACCAGUUGGAUGGCUCUUUUGAUGAUCCAAAUACAAUGGUUGCGAAAAAGUAUUUUCACGCACAGUUACAACUAGAACAAUUACAAGAAGAAAACUACAGGCUUGAAGCUGCAAAGGAUGAUUACCGUGUUCAUUGUGAGGAGCUUGAAAAACAGCUGAUUGAAUUUCAGCACAGAAACGAUGAGCUGACGAGCCUUGCUGAGGAAACCAGAGCCCUGAAAGAUGAGAUAGAUGUCCUUAGGACUACCUCAGACAAAGCAAAUAAACUGGAGUCGACUGUGGAGGUGUAUCGUCAGAAGCUACAAGACCUAAAUGACCUCCGCAAGCAGGUGAAAUCUUUACAGGAGACAAAUAUGAUGUAUAUGCACAACACUGUAAGCUUGGAAGAGGAGCUGAAGAAAGCCAACGCAGCACGUGCACAGCUAGAGACCUACAAGCGCCAGGUUCAGGACCUUCACACUAAGCUUUCCUCUGAGUCUAAAAGGGCAGAUACACUAGCAUUUGAGAUGAAGCGGCUUGAAGAAAAACAUGAGGCUUUACUCAAGGAAAAAGAGCGACUGAUAGAACAGCGUGACACUCUGAAAGAGACAAAUGAGGAGCUACGGUGCUCACAGGCACAGCAAGAUCACCUAAACCAAGCUGAUGCAUCUGCUACAAAAAGUUAUGAGAACCUUGCUGCUGAGAUCAUGCCAGUGGAAUACAGAGAGGUGUUCAUUCGACUGCAGCAUGAAAACAAAAUGCUUCGCCUGCAGCAGGAAGGGACAGAGAAUGAACGGAUUGAGCAACUGCAGGAGCAGCUAGAGCAGAAGCACCGCAAGAUGAAUGAGCUGGAAACUGAGCAAAGGUUGAGCAAAGAGCGCAUCAGAGAAUUGCAACAGCAAAUUGAGGACCUCCAGAAGUCGUUACAAGAUCAGGGCUCCAAGACUGAAGGCGAAACUUCCAGCAAACUAAAGCAGAAGUUGGAAGCUCAUAUGGAAAAACUAACAGAAGUCCAUGAAGAAUUACAGAAGAAACAGGAGCUCAUUGAAGACCUUCAGCCAGAUAUAAGUCAGAACGUCCAAAAGAUCACUGAACUUGAAGCUGCUCUUCAGAAGAAAGACGAAGACAUGAAAGCAAUGGAGGAACGAUAUAAAAUGUACUUAGAGAAAGCUAGAAAUGUAAUAAAAACUUUAGAUCCGAAAUUAAAUCCAGCAUCAGCCGAAAUAAUGUUACUCAGAAAGCAGCUGGCAGAGAAAGAGAGAAGAAUUGAGAUUCUAGAGAGUGAAUGUAAAGUAGCAAAAUUCCGCGAUUACGAGGAAAAACUCAUUGUUUCUGCCUGGUAUAACAAGAGCCUGGCAUUUCAGAAACUUGGCAUGGAAUCUCGGCUUGUGAGUGGCACUGGCGCUUGCAAAGAUACCUGUGCGGGUGCUCCUGCGCGGUCAUUCCUAGCCCAACAGCGACAUAUCACCAACACCCGCAGAAACCUCUCCGUGAAAGUCCCAGCCGCAGCAUCGGACUAACCUGCAAAACAAACAUGAACAGAAGUGCCUCAAAAGGUUUUGUACCCCAAGAAACUACGAGAUGGAAAACAAAGGUUAAGAUGCUUGAUAGCAGCUAGUUUUGUUUGGAUUUUGUUUUGAGAUCAGGUCUCCUAUACCCCAAACUGGCAGUGAAUUUACAGUGUAUUCAAGGAUGACCUUGAUUAUCUGAUCAGUCCUUCCCUCACUUCCUGCAUGCUGGGAUUAAUAGUUGUGUACCACCAUAUUGAGUUUAUAUAGUACUGGGGAUCAAAACCUAGCACACAAGUCUAGCUGUCUACCAGUGAACUACAUUCCCAACUUUGGUAUCAAAAUUUAUCAAAAUAACAUUUAAGUAUUCUCUGAAAACAAAAUACAGAAUCAACUCUGUCUCUGGGCAGCACUUUUGAGUAGUAGGAAGUAUGGUAAAGUAAAUAUUUGUCUUGAGAUGACAUCAUGUGUGGGAAAGCAACUGCAUAUUCCAGCUUUAUGCUUUUGGCUGUGGCCGCAAGUUAAUUAGGUUGCAAAAAGUAAUAUAUCUAGAUUUGCUUAAUGGGAAAAGUCUCUAGUAAGGCAUGUAGAAAACAAAUGUGCAAGGUAAAUCCUUUGGCCUGGUGUGUGCAAAGAUUUCCUUUACUUGCUAGCUCUACCCUAAGGAGGAUACUGUGUCAUGCUGAGGAAGCUAUAAUGCUUGGAAGACUUUACUGUUGGAGUGACUUUGUCCUCUAAAAGUGACUGGCUGGACACUUGCAGUUUCUCUGAGUCGCAUCUCAGUUUGUACAUUAACUGCUAUAAUUGAAGAUUUUGGAGGGCUUGACUGAGAUGUCAGGUGGGAAAUGAACUGGUAAUUGUAAGAGGUACCAUUCUGUUGGAAAGCAAACUAGAAGGAUACAUGUUGAAGUAUCCACAUGCCGUUAAACAUGAAAUUGUUGUGGCCUUUGCUUUCUAAGAAGGGGUAUAUCAUGUAUAAUUUUGCCUCAUUAUUGAAAAGAAAUAAUGAUGAAUCAGCUUAGAACCAGUUCUGUCUCUGCUUACCUCUAAGAAGUUUCUGGAGCUGGAUUUGUGGCAUUCAGUUCAUUUCUGCCCAGAAUUAUUCUUUUCAGAGAUGUUACUUUCUAAUUUGGGGUCACUUUUUAAAGUCACAGCUUUGGAAUAUUGGUUGUUAAAUCAGUAUUGCUUGAUGUAGCUACAACUGGUUCAUUCUUGUGUCAAGACAGAUUUCCAUCCUUAGUAACCACGUUUCCAACUCUUUGAUCCUUAGACUUACGAAGUAAGUGUUGCAUCCAUUUUAUAUCUAGAGAGGAAUCAGAUAGUGACAAGAGGACAGCAAACACAAACGUUGCAGCAUUGUGUAUACCCUGAACAUUAGCAGACAUUCUGUGAGGUGUGUGCUUGUGGCCUGCAUGAUCCUUGUUGGAUCAGCUCCUCACCUCUCCCCUCCUAGCAUGAAAGAAGGGAUGCUGAUAUGUAAACGAAAUUGGUGUAAGCCACAGUGAGCUGGCAGGCUGUAGAGCUGAGGUCUACAUUUUAUUCUUAGUACUUCAUAAAUACGAGUAUUGUUCUAUUUGAAGUGUUAACUCAUGUAGAUAACUGCAAAUCCUUGCCCAGUAAUUAUUUAACCACUUAAAAAUACAAGAAUUUCACAGUUAUUGGGGUCUUUGAGAUUAGUGGCAUCUGCUGGGAUAUUUUGUUUUAUCAGGGUUGUUUCUGUUGACUACCUCUUAGAUUUUGAUGCUUUGUGCAUUUACACUGUAGGUUUUCAUUUUUGUAUCUUCUUAUGGUGUCUGCUUGCCUGUGUCUUUUAAUGAAAUAAGCUUUGAAAAUACUUUAGCAUGCUGUUUAAAAUUUUCUAAAAAUUGUGGCAUUUGGGUAUAUUUUUGUUAAUGAAAAUAUUGAUGUUAGUGUUUGUAUUUGCUUAUAAUUGAGAUUCUUACAAGUUCACUUUUAAAGGAACUUACUGUAAAAGAUCAACUUCAAUAAAUUAAUGUUUUCAGUGCAAUUGCUCAUAAAUUUCUAGAUAAUGUAGUAUAAAUAAGGACAUAAGGAUAGCUUCUUUUUUUCUUAAGAAAAGGCAAAUUUUCUGAUUUUUCUAGUUUUAAGUAGAAUUUCAAAUGUUUGAUACAUGUUUAUAUAAAACUAUGUAAAGUUCUAUAUGAUGGAGACUAAUCACAGAAAUUCAGGCAGUGAUCAAGGCAAGAUUCUUUCCAUGUAUUGUUUAUGCAAUGAGACCAGUGCCCUGCCAGAUACAAAACAUAAUGUGUUUGAUCGGGAACCAUAAUUUUUUACAGAUGUGUUGCAAGGGAGGAUUGGAUGCACAAACAUGGAAUUGACAAAAAUUGUAUGUCCCAGUGAUUAUAACGCUAGACACAAUCUUGAAUUUCAAGCAGUUGUCCUGGAACUGAUAGUCCUUUUCUUUUGGGAUAUAAUUAUGACAAAUUUUUUAUCUUGGGAUUAACUUAAUGAAUUGAGAAAUAUUUGAAGUUUAUUCUAUUUUUUCAAUGAUUAAGACUAAUGAUUUAGUGUAAGUUAAAAAUGUCUUGCCUAGCACCCUUUAGCUGAGCAUCCCUUAGUAAAAUAAGGUUGGUCAUUGAUGACUGGAUGUUAAGCACUUCACAGAAUCACACCUACUUCUGUGUAACAGUACAUCUGGCCUUUGGCAGUGAUGGUGGCAGUGAUAGGCCAGGGUAGUGUCUUUUUGUAUAAAAAUGAAAGUACAUGGUGUGUUAUUCAUACAGUCUUAUUGUGACCCUGUUUGUUGCACAGAAAUAGUUUGGAAAUUUAUAAAGCACAAAUUAUCAGAGGAAAUAGUGUGUAGUUAUUAAACUUGAGUAAGUUUCAGUGCAGUGUUUAGUCUAUAAAAAGGUCCUUUCUAUUUUCUAUGGCGAAUAUUGUCACACUUGAAAAAUAGAAGCAAUACUUGAUUUAUUUUUGUAAGUAUUUAGAAUAUUAUUUUAAAUAAAUAAUUGUCAAUAUUAUUGUGAAAUGUUUUAAGUAAAUAAACUUCUGCUUCUGUA
This is a messenger RNA of Phodopus roborovskii (desert hamster), 5540 nucleotides long. RefSeq names its product hook microtubule tethering protein 1 (gene Hook1). Bases 343 to 2529 code for a protein of 728 amino acids. The record is from RefSeq and is a predicted model, not a curated record. Lineage: Eukaryota; Metazoa; Chordata; Mammalia; Rodentia; Cricetidae. Gene Ontology annotation, biological process: cytoskeleton-dependent intracellular transport; cytoplasmic microtubule organization. Gene Ontology annotation, cellular component: cytoplasm; centrosome. Gene Ontology annotation, molecular function: microtubule binding; dynein light intermediate chain binding. The transcript is spliced from 22 exons.